Messenger RNA from Lineus longissimus, 21991 nucleotides. Its product is annotated as A-kinase anchor protein 9-like. Gene Ontology annotation, molecular function: molecular adaptor activity; DNA binding. The transcript is spliced from 8 exons. Gene Ontology annotation, biological process: signal transduction. Lineage: Eukaryota; Metazoa; Nemertea; Pilidiophora; Heteronemertea; Lineidae. The record is from RefSeq and is a predicted model, not a curated record. Bases 69 to 20648 code for a protein of 6859 amino acids.
GCCGCCAAGUUUCCAAAACGGAAGGUUGUUUUGUACAUUUCCUCAAAACAGUGGUGAUAAAGAGCGAUAUGGAUGACGAGGAGAGGAAAAAGAAGUUACAGGCGGGAAAGGAGAGGUUGGCCCAAUUCCAGAAGAGGAAAGCACGAAAAAAACGAAGAAAAUCUGAUACACCGACCGCGGAGGAUGGUUGUAAUAGAGUAGACUCUACGACACUAAGUGGUACCGACUCUGCUGAUCAGUCUGUUUCCAGCGAUGUGCUGUCAUUCUCAUAUGAAGAGAGUGAUCAAGGAUCUGUUGGGAUCAGUGACUUAUCAGGUGAUGAUACGAGUAACGUUGACAUCAGCUUUGAGGCGAAGGUAGAGUUAAAACAUGCAGCGGAUGAGAUCACACAACUGGAAGAGCAGUUGUUUGGCAAACAGGCUGCCAUUGAUGACCUGAGCCAAGAGAAUGAGAAGCUGCGAGGGCAAUUGAGUAGUCAGUCCUUGAAUGGGAGCUCCACCCCAUCAGGAGACUCUGCAUUGGUGCCUGAUGUUGAAGAAGACCUCCAGAGAAAGGUCAAAGAAUACGAACUGGCACUAGCCCAACGUGAUGACGUGCUAAAACAGCUCUCUGACAGUCUCCAAACAGAGAAGCAGGGCAGGAAUUCUGUAGAGGAAGCAUACUCCGUGCAGACGGAGCAACUCACUCAGCAGAUUCAUCAACUUCAGGGUCAGAUGCAACAGGCUGGUGAGACUCUCCAAGAACAGACUGCAAAGCAAGGGCAGACUGCCAAGACAUUAUUGGGUGCAAAAACACAGAUUGUCAGUCUACAAGAAGCUCUACAUGAGAAAGACGCAACUUUGAAACUUCUGACGUCGAAAUUCACUGACAAAAUCGAAGAGUUGAUGAAUACACAGGAAGAAAAUGAACGGUUGAAGAAAAGUGAGGCGGAGGCAAAGGACGAAGUGGAAGUGUUGAAGAAAAGUGAAGCCCAGGCAAAGGCUACAGCCAGUAAAUUGCAAAAUGAACGGCAGGCUUUCGAGGAGAGUACUGAAGAGUUGGUGAAUAUGCAAAUUGAGUUUGAACUUCUGAAGAAAAGUGAAGCAGAGGUUAGAGCAGCUGCCGAGACGUUACAAAGUGAAGUGCAGAGUUUGAAAUACAGUAAUCUAGAAUUGAUGAAUGCACGAGAGCAGUUACAGAAAAGUGCUGCAGAGGCUUAUGCUACUGCCGAAAAAUUACAAGCUGAGUUAGAAACGUUACAACGGAGUAAUCAGGAUUUGUUAAACGCACAUGAACAGGUGAAACAAAGCGAAACGCUGGCUAGAGCCUCUGUUGAGACAUUGCAAUCAGAGUUGAAAUGUUUGGAACGGACACAUGAAAUGUUGACGCUGUCUUCCAAUGAACAGAUUGCUCAAAUUGACCAGUUAAGAGCUGAAUUAGAUUCGGUUUCUCGGAAAGAAAUUGUGAUACCAAUUGGGGUUGAUAAAACUUUGGAAAAGGGGGAAAGUUUGAUUGGAAAUGUUCGCUCAGAGAAAGUGCUGUCAGAUAUGAAAUUCGACUCUGGUUCUAUUGAUGUUGAUGAAGAAAAAGUUGUGCCCAUAUGGAUUCAAUCGGAAGAAUCUGCUGUUGAGCAGGAUAUUCUGUUCUCAGGUGCAGAGGGAAUGUCGUCUGCUCCGCAAUAUGUUAUAUCUGCCUCACAGGAGGUGACGUCUGCCACACAGGGUGUGACGUCUGCUUUACAGGGAGUGGUGUCUGCUUCGCAUUUAAAAUUGUCUUCCACUUCCAGUGGUCCUGAUUUGUUCAAUUUGGAAAACCUGAUGAACUCUGUAGAAACGAAAUCUCUUUCGCCUCUUGUCCAUGAAGAAGAGGUGAUUCCCGUAGAAAUUCAAUCUGAAGAGGCAUCAGUUGACCAACGUGCCCUUCUUGGUGUUGAUGCUACGACUCCUGUGGUUGCAAUGCAGGAUGACGUUUCCUUAAACAUCAAAUUGGAUGUAUCUUCACCUUCAGUUUUGGAAGAAGCAAUUAUUCCGUUAGAAAUGCAGCAGGAAGAGUCAUCGGCUGACAAAGAUAUAUUAUUUGGUGGGGAGGAGAUUACUCCUCCGUCAUCAGAACAUGGGGUCAUGUCUUCCAAUAAAGAAUCUUGCCCGAGUUUAGAUCAUGAUGACCAGGGAGAUAUAAUCCCAGUAGCAGUGCAGUAUAAUGAGGUGUCUCCAAACCAAAGUGUUCAGUUGGGUGUGAACAGCAAUCUGCCUGUAAAAACUUUAUCUGACUAUUUUUCACCUGUUCCGAAGAAUUUAGUUACAGCUCCGGAUACAGUCCCAGUGGAGAUGUCUGGUGACCAAAGUAGUCAUCAAGUGGAGGCUGGAAAAGAGCCUGAAAUUGACUUGGAUACAUAUUCGCCUUCAUCUAAUCAUGCAGCAGAGGAGAAUCUUGGAGUACUAGACGAAAUUGACAGUCCACCAAAAGACGCCCUUCAGCCAUCACUUGUUCAUGCCUUGGAAAAUGCUGAAAUAGCCUACCAAGAUGAAAUAAGAACUUUGAAAGAACAGUUGGACAUUAGUAGAAAUGAAAAAGAAACAGAGAUAAAGAGGCUUGAAACAGAGUGUAAAUCCUUGAGGGCAAAGUUUGGUGUAACUGCUGAGAAAUUUCAACAGGCGACUGGGCCUGAUAAGCAGAUUGGUCAAACGUCUGCUGAGGAGAUAUCACCCAGGGUGACUGGUGCUACAGAUAAAGCUGCUGUGGUUGGAGAGUCGAAGGCUGAAUUGGUUCAAAAGAUCGCAGCUCUUGAGGAAGAGUGUCAGUCAUUGAAGAACCAGUUAGAUUCCGCUGCUGAGGGUUCUGGUCUCUUGUCAGAUCAGAGCCGUAUUGGUGCUAGUGAUGAGGCAGCGGAAAUCAUGGAAGCGAAUGCCGAGUUGAUGAAAAUAAACGAGAUGGUUGAAAACCGGUGUUUACAAUUUGAGGAUGAUAUCGUAGCCUUGCAGGAGGAGUGUAAAGAAUUGAAAAAUCUGAAUUCAGUCCUUGAAAGUAAACAAAAGGAAUUUGAAACUCAAUGCAGGGACUUGGGGGUAAAGUAUGAGAAAGCUGCUAAAUCAGUGUCAGAUUCAGAUUUCAUUUUUAGUGAUUUUGAAGAGAGGCUUGGUGUGUUAGGAGAGAGGUGUAAACAGUUAGAAAAUGAGAAAUCCGACAUGGAGGAUAGCUACAAUGACUCGAAUGAAAAGUGCAAUACUCUUGAGACGCAGCGUCUGCAUCUUGAGGGGGCUUUGAGUGAGAUGGAGUGUCGGUCCAGGGAGUCUCAAAACCAGUGUCUUGAACUUCAAGAGAAAUGUCUCAAACUUGAAAGUGAUAGAAAUGACUUAGAUAAACUUUUGAAAGACAGUUGUUCAACCAAGGAAUUGACAGAUGAAAAUGUUCAUCAAUUGAAAGCUCGGCUGAAUGAAGCUGAGAACCGGUUAAAGGAUUUCAAAACAAAGCAUUUAGACUUGGAAAAUAGGAACAAAGAAUGUGAAACUGAAUGUAAAAAAUUGUCUGACUGUUGGAAAGACUCUGAUACAAUGCGUAGAGAGUUACAAACUCAACUAGACGAACGUGAGGGAAAGAUUCAGGAUUUGAAAGUGAGGGGUUUGGCAUUAGAGAAACAAAACCAUGAACUGGAGCAUACGUGUUCAGAUCUCAAAGAUGAACUUUCUCAGUUGUCUUCUAAAGUAUCCGAAGAACAGGAAAAGGUCAGAAAACUUGCAUAUGAUUUGGGGAUUUCGGAGGAAAGAUGUAAUGCAGUAAUUAGUGAAAAGGAUAGGGAGUCUGAGUUGUUGAGAGCUGAUCUUGCUCAAAAUAACGCCAUGGUGAUAGAGAAGGAGAUAGAAGUUGUAAAACUUGCGCAUGAUUUACAGGUUGCAAGGGAGAAUAUGAAUGGCAUAGUCAGUGAGAAGGACCGGCAAUUGGAGUCCUUAAAAGUCGAAAUAUCUCAGUUGUCUGAUAAAAUUUCUGAAAGGGAUCACUUGGUUGAAAAAACUGCUCAAGAUCUAGAGGCCGCGGAGAGCAAACAUCUUGAGGUGCUGAAAGCAAGAGAUAUUGAGGUGGGGACACUGAAGGGCGAUAUUGCAAGUAUGUCUUUAGACUUGUCUCAAAAGGUUCAGCAGACUGAACAGCUGAAUGGACACUUGAAUGACAAAGAAAGUAGAUGCAAUGUGCUCCAGGCUGAAUUGGAACAGCUCCAAAGACAGCUGGAGUCGUUGUCUCAAGAACACGAAUGGGAGGUCAGCGAGAAAAAUCAGGAGAUUGAACAUCUUAGAGAAGAAGUUGGGAAACGGUGGGAUGCCUCACGAGAAAAACAAAGUGCCAUUGAAAAGAGGGAGGUCCAGGUCAAGAGUUUGACUGAUGAAAUUGCUCACUACAAAGGGCAGUUGGAGAGACUCUUUCAGGGUCAACAGGCAGAGAUGGAAAAUCAGAAGGAAUUUGACAAGUUACUGGAGGAAUUGGGAACAUUGAAGCAGCAGGUGCAUGAUAAAGAAUGUCAAAUAUCUGAAGAUGCCGAGGUGAUUUUGCGACUGGAAAAGGAUGUUGAAAAUGAAAGAAUGAAGUUUGAGCAGAAGGUGAAAGAGGUAAAGCAGUUAGAAAUGCUGGCCACCAAGACUGAGGCAGAAAUAGAAAGAUUUUCAAAGGAGGCAGUUGUAAUGGAGCAGGCAUUGCUUGAGAGGGAGAGAAUUAUGACAGAAAGUAGGCAAAAAGUGGACAGCUUGUCCAACACGGUUACCGCAGUGGAGGCACAGUUACAAGACAGAGAGCAGAAGAUUUCAGAGGAUGCAAUCGCCAUUGAGAAUUUUGGGAGGAGUGCUGAAAUGGAGACUGUGGAGAUUGAGAUACUCCAAGCGAAGGAGUUGAACUCUCACAAGGAGGUUGAAAGGUUGGCUAAUGAGGUUCAAACUCUGCAACAACUUGUCAUGGAGAAAGAAAAGAAAAUCUCUGAAGCAACUGCUGUGAUUGAAAAGUUGGGGAAGGAUGUUGACUCUGAGAGGAAACAGAUCCUGCAAAAGUCCAAUGAAGUUCAGAAACUGUGGGAUGAAGUCCGAGCUGCUCAAUUUGCAAUACAAAACAAGGAUUUAGCCAUCGGUGGCCAUCUGCAGACCAUUGAUAUUUUGCUAAAGGAAAAGGAACAGAUGUCACAAGUUUUGAACCAGGAACAUUAUCAAAAAAAGCAGCUCUCAGAAGCUGUUGCGCAGGAGCAAAACAAGAAUCAGCAUCUUUCCAAUCUGCUUGGUCAAGAGCAGAGUCAAACCCAAGGUCACCUUUUAGAGAUUCGGUCCCUUCAGGAUCAUUUGGAUCAAAGUUUAGAAGAGAUCACUCGCGCGCAACAGGAGAUUCAGCAUUACCGGCUACAGAUUGAGAGAUUGUUAAUGGAGAACGACACUGAUAAGCUUCUUAGCACGGAGGUCGAAAAGCUUUCUGUGGAUGUGCAGGAUUACAAGGAGAAGUUGGGUGAGCUCAGAACAGGGAAGGAUGCCGUUCUCCAGGAAUUGGAGAUUGUGAAAGUUGAGAGGGACAACUUCAAGCAAAAGCUGGACCAGGUCUUAGCUGAAAAAGAGGGGUUGAGUAAUGAGCUUGGGAGUGAUGUUCGAAGCCUAAAGAAGGAGGUUGAUCAUUACCAGCAUGACAGUAGUGACCUCUUGGAACAGAUGUCCAGACUGAAUGAGGGCCAUGCACAUGAAAUCACCAUGUUGAAUGAGCAGAUACUUGGAAGGAAUGAUGAUAUUGGCAAGAUGAGGACUGCUUUGGAAGGAUGGAGCAAAGCAUACCAUGCUAUGCAGUAUAAUGCAGAACAGCUGACCAUUGCCCUACAACAGAGAGAUUCCCAUAUCAAUCAACAGGGUAAUCUAAUACUCGAACAGAGUGCUGAUAUCCAGGCAAAGGCUUCCCAAGUUGAAACAUCCGGUCAACAAGUUCAGAACUUAGAAGAAGAAAAAGAUGGGCUGGAUCGCCAAAUCAAGGACAUGAGCACCAAAAACGUAUACUUGAGCAACGAAGUUGAGAAACUUCAAACAAACAUUGAAAAUCUCUAUGUGCAGCUGGAUCGGUUUGGCAAGGAGGCUAGUUCCCCUCGAUUUCAGAUACAAGCUAACAUGUAUGAUGAGAGGAUCCAGGACUUGAUUGAUCAGGUUGUACACAAGAAUCUGUGCGUUGACGCAGCUGAACUCGAAAAGAGCAAGCUUACUGAUGAGCUCAAAGCUGAGAGGUUGAAAGUCGCGGCGAAUCAAGAAAUGGUGUCUGCACUCCUAAAGAGUACUGCUGAGCAGAAAGCACAGAUCAAACAGCUACAGGCUCAAGUUCAAGAGCUCAAGGCAGAGAAAGAAGAAGUGAAUUGUUCUCGACUUCGUUCUGAAUCGAUUGAGGCAGCUUUGAGGGCUGAGUUGGAGAAGCCGCAUGUUGAAGUGGAAGAGGUCUCUGAUGAUAGUUUGAUAUCAAAUUUGCAAGCUGAAGUCAGUAAUCUGAAACUUGACAAGCAGACGGCCAAUGCAACUUUGCAGGCACUUGAAGUUGAAAGAAACCAUCUCCGUACAGAAGUUCAGAGAUUGGGUGCUGCAUUGGAAAAACGAAAGUCCGAAGAGGAAUUGGAUGUUGUGGAAAGGAUUCAUGCCCAACAAUCAGCAACACUCCUGGAUGGUUGUUCUGCCUCCAGUGUGGAGCUGAUUGUCGAGAACAUCAUUGUUCCCUGUGAAGUUGCUCCAGCGCAGUCAGGGCGUUCAUUCAUACCUUCUGAAGACAUCGAUCCAAAGCAGUCCAUCACUUGCACUGGUGAUAUAACUGAUGGUGCUAAUGAAGAAGUGAUCCCGCCAGCAAAGCUUGCUCAUAUUGGAGCUGCUGCUCACGAGUUAGUGGCCAUUAUGGUUGAUGAAACCAUUCCUGAUACUGAUGCUAUACCAAAUGUGCCAUUCAAUGAGCAUGUCUCAGAAGAUGAUAUCAUUCCGUCUGAAGUUCCCCUGGUUGCAUCUGCCAUUGAAGAUUCACUAGCCGUAUUAAAUCAGCUGUCCUAUUCCGAAUCUGAUGCCAUAGUCAUGACACCCUCCAGAUCUGAUCCUGAACUGAUCGUUGAAGAAGCUGUAAGUUCCCCCCUUAUCAAUCCUGAAGAUAUAGAACACUCUACACCUAGGCCAAGAGUUCCAGAUCAUUUGUCAGAUUACCCGAACUACAGGAUGUUGAUUGAGAACCUCAGUUCUGAAGUAGAGAAACAGAAAAAAGAAAAGGACAAUUUGGAGAGUAUCCUUGUGAAGGAGCGCUCGGUACGAGUGGCUGAGAUGGUCACAUCGAAUGCAAAGAUUCAGCUUCUUGUGAAUGACAAUGAAGCAUACCAAGUGAACAUGGCUAUGUUGAGGGAUGUCAGUAGGACAGCUCAGAGAGAGAAGUAUGAACUGGAGAGGAGAAUCAAAGGCCUGGAGUUUGAGAAGAAAAAUGCUGUUGCUCUUCUCAAGGACCAAGGCUUGGAGGAGGAGAUGGAGUACCGCGUCUUGGCUGAAAGUAUUGGGUCUGAGUUGCAACGACUUCGUGAAGAGAAGGAGCAUAUCCUAGGAUCAACUCAAGCUACUUCUGCCUCAGAUCAAGUUGAUUCUGCUGCUGAAGGAUUUGGCCAGGAAGCAGGAUCAGAUACCCAUGAAUCAACUAUCUCAAAGUUAAAGCAGAUGCUUCGCGAGAUGAAGAAAGAGCACUCAGAUUUGAAAUCACAGCUCACUGGUUUAGAAUAUGAUAAGUGGAAUUCAGAAUCAAUACUCACUGCAGAUAUUAGAAAGGAGAAAGCAGAGAAGGAUAGGUUUAGGAUGUUGGCAAAAAGCUUGAGUUCUGAGUUGGAAAAGAGGAAGCAUGAGAGAAGCGAUUUGUCAGAGUUGUCACUUCAGGAACACGCUGGUGCCAUUGUUAUGGAAGCUGUUAACCGUGCUCAAGUAACUGUAUUAGGAGAUGAUUUGAGCAUUCACAGAGCCAAUCUGUGCCAAUUAAAGUCUGUUGUUGACCAAUGUAAAUCUGACAAUGCCGCUCUUGAAUCAAAGAUCAUUGUCCUAGAAUCUGCUUUGGAGAAUGCAGAAUCUAAGGAAAAGGUGCUUCAGGAUCUCAACCAGACUCUUCGUACAGAAUGUGACCAUCUUAAGCUGCACUUAGAUCAACUUAGUGAAAAAAGUCAGGACUAUGUGGCUGAUUUAGUCACAAAACAGACUAUUUCCUAUGCAGAGUUACAGCUGGCGAACACUGAUCUUGACGCUUACAAACUAAACUUGGCAAAACUAAAGGACUUGCUCAGCCAAUCUGAAGCUCAGAGAAGUCAACUGCAGAGAGUUGUUAAUGAGGAAAUUCGCAAACAAGAUGGAAUGACAAUUGAACAUCGGACUAGGAUGUCCUUGAUUGCAUCAGAGUCGCAGGCAGAAUUAGCAAAACUUAGAAUGGUGUUAGAGAAUCUGAGCUCUGAGCAUGAGCAGUUGAAACAGAAAUAUCAAAAUACGGAAAGUUCUGCCCAGAGAAUGGUUGCCGAGUUGAUUGCUGAGGCUGUGGUAGCUGUGUCGCAGCUGCAGUUAGAAUUGGCUGAUGUUGAUGCUUAUAAAUUGAACCUAGCGAAGCUGAAGCAAUUGCUAUCAGAUGCGGAAAAAGAAAGGAAAGUCAUGGAGAACUCGAUCACUGAGCAGAUGCAUAAGUAUGAAGGCCGAGAAUCGGAAUCGCAGAACCAAAUAGAAGGAAUAAGAAGUGAAUGUGAACAGGUGAAAGAAGAACUUGAGCAGCAGAAGGAAAAGUCCAUAGAGUAUCAGACAGACAUGCUCUUAGUUGCUGCUGAAUCGGGAGGAGAAGUUGCAAAAUUGAGAAUGUUGCUUGAGAAUCUAAGCUCUGAACAUGAGAAGUUGAAACAGCAGGCAGAACAUACAGAGAGUUCUGCCCAGAAAAUGGUUGCAGAGUUGAUUGCUGAAGCUGUUGUGGCUGUGUCAAAGUUACAGUUAGAAUUGGCUGAUGUUGAUGCAUACAAACUGAACCUAGCGAAGCUGAAGCAGUUGCUUUCAGACUCAGAAGGGGAAAAGAAAGUCUUGGAAACUUCCUUGGAGGAUCAGAUGCAGAAGUAUGAAAGCCUUGAAACAGAAUCGCAGAACCAAAUUGAGAGAUUGUGUUCGGAGUGUGGAUAUUUGACAGAACAAGUGGACCGACAGAAUGCAAAGGCGGUGGAACAACAGACAUGCAUGGCCUUAAAUGUAGCUGAAUCAGGGAGAGAAGUUGAAAAGUUGCGAAUGUUGCUCGAGAAUCUAAGCUCUGCACAUGAGGAGUUGAAACAGCAGGCAGAACAUACAGAAAGUUCUGCCCAGAAAAUGGUUGCAGAGUUGAUUGCUGAAGCGGUUGUGGCUGUGUCAAAGUUACAGUUAGAAUUGGCUGAUGUUGAUGCAUACAAACUGAACCUAGCAAAGCUGAAGCAGUUACUUUCAGACUCAGAAGGGGAGAAGAAAGUCUUGGAAACAUCCUUGGAGGAUCAGAUGCAGAAGUAUGAAAGCCUUGAAACAGAAUCGCAGAACCAAAUCGAGAGACUGUGUUCGGAGUGUGGAUAUUUGACAGAACAAGUGGACCGACAGAAUGAAAAGGCGGUGGAACAACAGACAUGCAUGGCCUUAAAUGUAGCUGAAUCAGGAAGAGAAGUUGAAAAGUUGCGAAUGUUGCUUGAGAAUCUAAGCUCUGAACAUGAGAAGUUGAAACAGCAGGCAGAACAUACAGAAAGUUCUGCCCAGAAAAUAGUUGCAGAGUUGAUUGCUGAAGCUGUUGUGGCUGUGUCGCAGUUACAGUUAGAAUUGGCUGAUGUGGACGCUUAUAAACUAAACUUGGCAAAGCUGAAACAGUUGCUGUCUAAGGCGGAGAGGGAGCGGAAGACCAUGGAGAUUACAUUAGAGGAGCAAAUGCAGAAGUUCGAGGGAACUGCUGUUGAAAAUCUGAAAACUACAGAUCAGGGAGAUUCUCCUCAACAAUCGAAUGAGUCACUGCAAGAGGGAUUGGCUACUAGCAAAGAGAGCAAAAAGACCUCAACUGAGAAUCAAUCAGUUCAAGUGGAAACAGACGAUGUGCUUACAAAGUUGAAAGAUUCUCAGGCUAAGGUUGCGUUGUUGAUGGAGGAGAACUUUGUUCUGCAGGAGGAUAUCAACAACCUUCACCAAGAGGAGAAAGAAAAGUUGGAAGGUUUACAAAGUGAGAUUGCAUCCCUUCAAGACAUGUACGCUAAGUUACAGAGUGAUUCUAAUGGCAAAGAUACAAAGAUAACUGAGUUGGAAGCAAAGCUUAGGGAUUUUGCUGAGCAGAUCUCUGAGUUGUUUAAGCAGGUAGAUGGUUAUGUUGCUGAUGCAGACAUCCUGAAUGCACAGGUCAGCAACAUUAAGUCAGAAAAAGAGGCUGCCGAGAAGGCAUACAAGGAUGAAAUAAACAAACAGCGGCAGGAACUAAAUCUUCAAAAGGAGAAAAUGCAAGAAAUUCUUGCCAAGCAUGAUGAUGUCAUUGAAUUUUUUGAACAAGAGAAGAAAAAGCUUAAAAUACAACUUGGCAAAGCUGCGAAAGAAAAAGAACGCCGAAAGGUGGAAUUAUCUGAGGCAUGUGCUGCACGGGACGAAUACGCAACAACUUUCGAUACCUUGGGUCAACAAGUGUCCAGGUUUCAAGGGGAAGUGGAGAGGCUAGAAGUUGAGAAUGAAAGCCUCAAGAACCAACUCAAAAAGUCCAAAGAAGCGAGUGCUGAUGCCAUCGAAGAUUUUGAACUAAAGAACCAAUUGCUUGAAAGUAACUGCAAUGAGUAUUUGCUGAGUUCUAACGACUUACAACAGGAGGCUGUCACUCAAAGGCUUGCCCUGGAGAAACAGGAUGAGUUGGUUGAGGAGCUGACUGAACAGUUAAAUGGGUUGAGUGGUGAAAAUGCCCGCCUUCAGGAAGAUGUAAAAAAUCUUGGUGAAGAUUUGUCUGCGAAGGAGAGGGACUUUGUUACUCUUCGGGAGGAGCUAGCUGCACAGAAACGUGAGCUUGAGAUCCGGGAAGUGCGCAAUGAGGAGUUGAUGAGUCAGUUGACGGCCGGAAAAAUUGACCGGGCAAGGUCUACGAAUGACCUUCAGGGUAUGAGAGAUAAUCUGUCAGAUAAGGAAGAGUGCUUGACUAACCUACUAGAGGAGAAUGAAGCUAUCAAAACACAACUCAGAACGUAUCAGGAUCAGGAGACUGAAACAGAUGUUCAAGCUUCAGCGGAUGAGCUUGAAAAGAAAUUAGACGAAUCAACCAAGGAGUUAGUCAAAUUGGCUGAAGAAAAAGAAGAAUUGGCUUUGGAGGUUGCUACGAUAACAGUGAGCAAGGAUGAGUAUGUAACUUCUCUUAAUACUCUGACUGAGCAGACCCAUGGGUUUAGGAAUGAAGUGGAAAGAUUAGAAAUUGAUAACAGAAAUCUCAGGAGUGUCCUUGCAAAUUCCAAGGAGGACAAUGUUCAGAAAAUCGAAGAUCUGAUAAAUAAGAACAGUGAACUUUCAGCCCAGGUCAGCAGUUUAGAAGGAACCAUUGAGAAGCUUGAACAGAACUGUAACGAAUACUUGCAGAGCUGUAAUGACUUGCAGGAAGAGAAUAUCAAUCAGAAACUUGAGAAUGAGAAAGAAAGGGAAUUGAGCAAUGAAAUGAGAGGGCUGUUGGACAAUUUGCAUGAUGUUCAGUCCCUGAACCAGACUCUUGCUACGGACUUGCAACGGGUGAAGGAGGACUUGUCUGCCAAAGAAGACGAUUUGGUUUGUCAGCAAGAGCAUGUCAAAGAACUUACACAACAGUUGCAGGAAUUGACUGGAGUUAAGGCGGAGAACCAGACUCUUGCUGCUGACUUGCAACAGUUAAAAGAAGAUUUGACAGUUAAGGAACGAGACUUGGUUUCAUUGCAUGAUCAGUUUGACAAGCUUGCUGGUAGUAUGCAAGCUAAAGCUGAACUGAGUGAGGAGGUUCUUGGUGUGCAACACCAGUUGAAUGAAUCGCAACAUGAGACUCGAGCUGUUCAGGCAGAAUUAAAGGCCGUUCAGGAACGGCUUGCAGAGUUUGAAGCUGACAAAGAGGCAUUGUUACGUUAUGUCGAUGAUUAUGAUGACAGGAUUGCAGAGUCGCAACAUUUUAAAGAGGAGAAGGAGAAGUUGACAUCGCAGGUGAAUGACUUGCUGGAGAUCUGCGACAAGUACAAACAGGAGGAUGAUGACCAUGCAGCAGACAAGCAAAACAAAGGGCAUGAAGUGGAAAGAUUGGAGGCAGACAUUGCCAGUCUGAAAGCAGAUGUUCUAACUCUUGAAGAGGAGAAGAAACGUUUCGAAGAAAAAUGUACUGAUUUAGAACGAUGGCAUCAGGUUGAACAAGUGAAGAAGCUGGGGGCCAGUGAUCUUCAGGAAGCUUAUGAAGACCUGGUCAACAAGUUGGUCGCUGUUGAAAAGGAGAAUAAAGAGUUGGAAGAAAUAGCUCACAAUUUGAAAGACUUGUGUGCUGGUUUUAAAGAUGAGAAUCUUGGAUUGAGGCAAAGUCUUGAGGAAAGUGGAGCAAGUAUUUCAAGACUUGAAGCUACUGUUCGUGAUUUUGAAAAGGAGUUUGAUCAUGCACACAAGGAGUUUGUGGUAGAGAUGGAGAAAAUGAAGGAAAAAAUGAAAGUGGAAGUGGAGAGCAUGCAAAAGGGUUACGACCAGGCUUUGGAAAAUGUCAGACGCACAAUGGAUGCUGACAAGGAAGCACUGUUAAAAAUUCAUGAAAAUGAGAUUGAGACACUUGGCAAAGAUCAUGCUGAAGAGUUGGAGAAGAUGAGAAAAGAAGUUGAAGAAAACAAGAAGGGCAGAAAAAGCUACGAGGCAAGUGUUAAGGACCUUCAAGAUCAAAAGAGCAAGAUCAUUGAAGAUUUGAUCACAUCUAGGGAAGAACUGAACACCCUGAAAUCAGCCUAUGAAAAAGAUUUGUGCAAUGCUGCAGAAAAGUAUGAGCAAGCACAACUUGAGAACAGAGCACAGCAGGACAACUAUGCUGACUUGGCAACUGUGAUAGAGAGCAUGAGGGAAAAACAUGAAGAGGACUGUAAGGCUUUGAAGAAAGACCUUGAAGGUAAAGCUGAGUCUGAGAAAUCCCACCUACGAGACCAACUCAGGAAAUACGAAAUUGAAGUCUCAAAUCUCCAUUCCGGUUUAGGGUCUGAACUCCUGCCUGAUGACAUGUAUAUCCUGAGAACUGAGCAUGAACGCUUUGUUGCAGAUCAGAAGGCCAAUUAUGAUGCAAUUGUGUUUGGCUAUGAUGCUGCCCUGACGAAUGUCAAUGAAAACCAUGCAGAGGAGUUGGCAAGAUUGAAGAUGGAGAAUGACCAAUUGAGGGCUGCACUCAAGCUGGCUUGGGCUGAAGGCAGCAUCCGAGCCGAUGAUAAAUCCAAACAAGCAGUUCCUCCAUAUGUUCUAUUUGAGCCAGAACAAGAAAUUGCAAUGGAGACCAUUGAGGAGCAAAUGUUGACUGGAGGACUGCUGGAGAAUAUUUGUCCUGAAUCCGUGGAGUUGAAGAUCAGUCCUGAAGUGGUGGGCUCUGUAUUCACUGUACCGGAUUCGGUGUCCAUGGGAGGACUCGCAUCAGCUAAUGCCGAGGCAGAGGGUUUCAUUUCAUCAGAACUAAUUGAACCUGAAAUGUCAGAGGAUGUUGCUUCCGAAGUACAGUUCUUUGUGGCAGCAUCAAAUGAGGGUCCACUUCUGGAUGGUGGUGAAGCACCAGCUAGUAUCAGUGAUCAGUUGCCAGAAGUAGCUGAGAGGAGUGUCUCUACUGAUUCUGAACAAGUUUCAGUGGUAGCAUCCUUGGAAGGGCAAGACAGGUUUAACCCAGAAGCUCUUGAGAGCUUGAUGUCUGAAUUGGUCGCCUUGGAGUUAGAGAAAAAUUGCCCAAAGUCCCCUGAAAGCAGUCUCGAGGAACAAGUCAUGGCUGAGCAGGUGUAUGCUGUUUCUAGUGCUUCACCAUACCAUGCCUUAUUAGAUGAAUCCACUGCUGACAACAGAGAGGAGCAGGGUACAGAUGCUCUUGAAGGCCAAAGUGCAUUUGCAGCAGGUGGCAUUUCAGAACAAAACAUUGGAAGUACAACUGUACCGUAUCAGGGUCCUGUUACGCAAGGAAGCCUAGUAGAAGCAGACAAGGAAUCCUCAGGUACUGAAACAACUGAUGGAGAACAUUCCGUGGAUGUUCUUUCUAUGGAUGCUCUUCCCCUUCAAGAGAAAUUGUCAGAGCUGAAGAAGAAGUUAGAAGAGUCAGACAGGUGUAUCACGGAGCUUGAGGAAAAGUUGAAGGCCAAGGAUGGAGAGACUGCAACUAAGAUUGAAGAACUUGAAAAACUUGCUACUGCCCUUGGGGUUGAUUUGCGAGAAAUGCAGGCUGAGUGUGAGCAACUGAUAGAAGAGAGGGACACCGUGAAAGUCAAAUGUGAGCAGAAUGUUAAGAAUUUACAAAACGAGCAUGAUACAGAAAUUCAGAGGUUGAAAGAUUUGGUGUACGAGCAUGACGUCAAAGAGAAGCAGUUGGAGGCUUCGAAUGCCAAACAUAUGGAGGAGUUAGAAGGGCUGAGGUUUGAGCUCAUGCAAGAGAAUGAGGAGAUUGAAGCUAUGAAGGGGAACAGCUUGGAGGAGCUGCUCAACCAGGAGAGGCAGCUGAGGGACCAGUACCAAGAAGAAUUGGAAGAAGUUCGCUUGGAGUUGAACAUCCAGAGUGAGGAACAAAAACAAGUUGUUGAAGAACUCAAUGAGGAAAUUGUGUUCCUCAAAGCCGAAAAUGAAAAACUGCAGAUGGACAUUUCUGUGAGGCGGGAGAAGAUCCGAGAGCUUGAAUGUAUGCUUGGUAAUGCUGCUGCUGAUGAAACAGGGGAUUUCAUCCCGUGGGAGGGUGAUAUGCAGGCUGGGGAAGAGUUAGCUCGAAUUCCUUCACCAAAUGCAGAAUUUGAGGGAAAAUCUAUUUUGCAAGGAGUGUUUGAGAUGGAGGGAGUCCCAGACAGCCCUGCGUCACCAUUCCCAGGUGAUGAAAUUUGGUGCCAGAAAAGUUUGCAAGAUGAGCCAGAGGAGAUCCAUUUGAUGGUCGAAGAUGUUCCUCCUGCAGAUGACCUGAAAAACCAAAUCAAAGGACUUGAAGCAAAACAUGAGUUUGAAAUGAAGCAACUCACUGAACACUUAAAGGAUAUGGCCGCAAUUGAAAAGCAGCGUCUGCGGGCCGAGAUCGAGUUGGAGUUACGCGAUGAAAAGCGCCAGUACAAGACUAACCUCGACCUUGAGCUUAAGACGCAGCUGAAGGCAAUUAGGCAAGAACAGGAGAUGAAGUUUAUCGAAGAGUUGCAGAAGUCCCGGUCAGAAAUGAUGAGGAAGCACGAUGACAAGAUUGAAGCCAUUCGGAAGAAAUUCACUGAGCAGACGUUGCAUCAAGAGUCAGUGGAGUCAACAGAUGAAUUGGAAGAAGUGGUACAGAGGCUGCAGGUUGAAAACCAGGACCUGCUGGAGACACGCCACAUCCUACUAGAGCAGUUAGACAACGCUCAUUUCCUGAAAGAAGCUCAACAAGAACAGAUAUUGAGUCUAAAUGCCGAAAAAGAAAACUUAGAAGAGAAAGUCCUCAAACUUCAGGCGCAGCUGGCAAAGUUUACAGGGGAAUCUUCCUUUGAACAAGCGGCGGAAUUAGACAAAGAUGAAUGGAGGAUUAAGUAUGAUAGGCUAUUGACUGAUCAUGAACCAUUGAAAACUAAUGUGUGGGGACAACCAGACUCAGUGGGAGCCGAGCUCAGAAUCCCGAAGUCCACUGAGCUGCAAGAGCUGUGGCAUCCACAAUCACCCAGACCAGCUGACUUCCCCAUACAGGGUGAAUCCGAGGGUGAGGGCAUAGUUAAAGCAAUUCCUGAGCAAGCCGGAGUUCCUGUAUGGGGACAGUCUGAGGAUUCAGAAGUGCUUGGGCCCAAGUCCCCUGCGUUUCCAAAGACAAGGGAGCUGCCCAUGACAGAAGAAACAAGCACAACAGUCCCAAAGAUUCCCAAACCAGUAGAGUCACUUAACAUGUCUUCACCUAUGCCCCAGAACAUGGAAGGAAACUUCUGUUUUGAAGAGGACUUGAACACAGUCAAUGAAACUUCCUUUGUUGUAAAUGAUAACGAGGGGUUGGAGGGCGGUUUUGAGAGACUUGAAGAAACUAUCCAUGAUCCUGCUUUUGGUCAGCAAGAGGAGUUGGGGUGCACCCCAAUGGAAGAUACCGGUAAGGUGGAGAAGGACUACGCUGGGAGGAGGGUGAGCAGUUCUUCUUCAACAAAACUUCAAGGGGAAUAUGUAUCGGCGAAACCUUUGGAUUCGACUGAGAGCCCAGUGGACAAUGAAGGACAGUACAUUUCUGAAAUAACGCAAACUGAAAAUGAUGCAGUUAUAGAUGGUCAGGAACAGGGCGAGUUUCUAUCUGAAAGUCCUACAGAUGUUAUAAAGAUGCGGGACAAUAUGUACAAGUACGCAAGAGAAAACGAGACACUUCGUUCCGAAAUUGAAGCCCUCUUGACAAACCGAGAUGCUCCAGUAGUUGUUGAGUUGAGGUCUGAGAUUCAAAAUCUUGAGGAAGAAAAUGAGGCACUUAGGAUACACUGUGAGAUCUUGCAGCAAAAAUAUGCUGACCUUUGUGAGGAGUUGAAAGAUUUGAAAGGGCAUGUCAAUCAAACUGACGUAGAUGCAGCAGAUGGAGGCUUUGCCAUUGAAGAUGCAGGUUAUGCUGGCUUUGUACCUGAUUCCUUGGCCUCAGUCGACGAUGAUGUAGGUUUUGUGCCUGAUGCUGGCAGUGGUUUAGUUUGUCCUGAUGAGACAGAUUUUGGCAAUAAAUCUGAGCCAGACAAGGUGAAAUCGUUCACAGAGUCUGCUGUUGAAACAGAAUUCGUGCCAGGCGAGGAAAUCCUUCAUUUGAUGGACUAUAAAAUUUUGAAGCAGAAAUACGCUGAAGUAUGUGACGAAUUGAUGCAUUUAAAGGAACAAAUGGCUCAACUGGAGCCAGAGGCAGAGUUAAAAGCAGAAAAUGCAUGUGUUGUUUCUGAUGCUGGAGACGAGUUGGUGAACCAAAGUGAGGAAAACCAGGAAUUGGUACCAAAGUUGAAUCCUGAGACAGUAGCAGCUGAGAAGGACAAAAGUGUAGAUACGGGAUAUGGGAGCUUUACACCCGAUGCAGAGGUGGUGAUAGCUGACCAAGGAGUGCAAGGAUUGAAAGCAGAUUUAUCACAAUUUGUACCUGAACAAAAAUUGUCAAAGAAUCUCAGAGGGGACAUUUUACAGUCUGUCCAGGAGCAACUGCCACUGGCACAAGUAACUGAUGCUACGAAUGGUGUGAGUGAAGAUGAAAUACGUUCCAAAGACUUGGAAGACAAACUGUGCAAAUUGCAGAACGAUUUUGAAAAGUUUACAAUAGACUCCACUCAGGCUUAUGAUGAACUUUUGAACUCCAAGGUGGAAUUGGAUGAAGUUGUCACAAGGCAGAACAAGGGCAUCUUGGAAUUGGAAGGAUUGAGGGAAAAGUGUGGGAAACUGGCUGAGGCAAAUACAGAAUUGUCUGAUGAAAUAAUCGAGAAGGAGAAAGACUUCUGUGAAAAGGUUGCGGCAUUUGAAAAGGAGAUGAACGACUUGAAGAUAAAGCUGAAAGAGUUGGAAGACACAAAUGAUGAAAUGAAGAUGAACGUGGAAGAUUUAGAGGAACAAAAUGAUGAAUUGAAGAAGCAUAGUCGUACUCUCGCAGAUGAGUUAGGUAAAGUCUGUGAUCAGAAUAUCACCCUACAGCGGGAGUUGGAUGGGUGGGCUUCACUCCAAGAGCCUGCCAAUCCAGAUCACAUCUUCUGGCCUAUCGCUGGAGAGGCAUUGGCAAUUGAUGAGAUGGAGUUGGGCCCAUCUCAUGAGAGUUCUGGUUUUGAGGGCAGUAGUAUGGAUGCCCCGGAAUCCGCUAUGAAACCCAUCAGUGAGGAGGUCGAGAUGUCUGUACCAGGGGAGCAGAUCAUCCAGGAGGAAGAGGAAGAUGAGAUCUUGCCUGUUGCUCCUGAGAAAGACAUUUCUCAGGAUGAGUUGUGCCACGAAGAGCAGAUUUUACCAGAAGCCAUACCAGUUGAAGAAGCAAUAGCUCCUGAAAUCAUUCAAUCCCAGCAAGCGGCAGCUCCGGCUCCCGGGAGAGCUGAAGAGCUGCUGUUGACUUUGACACCACAGGAAGAAAUUGAAGCCAAGCUUAGUCUACCAGAUGGCCCGGAAGAGAAACAAGGAGCCCCAGUUCUCAUGUCAACCCCACAAAAGAAUGACAGAAUUGACAGAGGUUUGCAAGAUUCUCUAGAAGUAUCCGAGUCAUUCAAUACGACUGGGCAAUCUUCUCAAAUGGAGGACACAUUUGCUACUGCCAUGACAACGCCAAGAUCAAUAGAUUCCUUCACUGGUAGGCAGAGCGUAGGUGGACAUUCGGACUCCACUGGUGAGCUACUUGGAGCCAACUGCUUCCCCGAUUUUGGCAAAUCUUUAACUGAUAAUGAAUUGAACGCAAGUUUGCAAAAGUUAUCUGACGAAUGUGAGGCGUACAGAACCAAACAAAAAGGAUUGGAAGAGCACGUGUCCAGGUCCAGCACACCUGUGCAAGAGUUGUUACAAGAACCACAAACAGAGGGCACCAGAUUAUUUCAGGAGGAGAUUGCAACUCUUAAAGAUGAAAAGGUUGAGCUAAAAAGCUUGAAUGAUGGACUUCGAGAUGUCACAGACCAGUUGAGGAGGAAAAUCGCCCAGCUGUUGAAGAAAAAUGAUGACAUGGAGAUUAAGAAUAUGAACUUGGAAGUUGAGUGUGAGGCGUUGAGGACUAGGGUGAACGAAAUGGAGAUAGAAUUGGACAGAUAUUUCAAAAACAAUGAUAAAUUAACGAAGAAGAACAAAGACUUAUCUUUGAAGUGUAAUCGUUUGGAAACGCUAUUAGCUGACAGGCUGAGCGAAAUGAAAAAGCCCAAGGUUCGAGAUGCUGUUACGACGCGCCGAGGCAUGUUCUUGACCUCGAAGAGUCCUAGUAAUGUUAUUGACGAUGUCGCUCUUCUUGAGAAAGAACAACUCAAUGAAACCCACUCACCGUCUCGAGGGCACAGUCGCAAGAAAGAGCAACAUGACGAACCUUCUUCAUCAACCCAGAAACAGGGUCCAAAGCGAAAACCAAGGGCUGGAGUUAGCCAAGAAGAUAGACUUGAAGAACCAAUUCCUUCAAGUACCAAACAUCAUGACGGCUUUGAAAAACCAAUCGCCCAAAAGCUACCGGUCGAUGAAGGUGACAAGCUGCAAUUAACUCAGCGGUGGGUUUCAGAGCAUAGCUUAAACUCUCCUACAGAUGAGCAGGAGAUCACGAUUCCUUUGGGAGCGGGACAAGAGACUGCCGUCAGUCGGUUAGAUGUUGCCCAGGACAAAUAUCAAAAGGAUAUGACCAGAUUAGAAGAUGAUCUCAAACAACUGGAGGAUAGACUUUCUAGUAGUGAUCUUGAUAAGAGGUCGACACCUAAUGAUGAACAGAAUACUACAGCAGGACCUUCCCGAUUUUAUGAUGAAUUGAGAGAAUUGCGGAGGGUCAUGCAGGAGACCAAGGAAGUCUAUGAUCAUGAGAAUUCACAGCUCAAAGCAGCAUUGGAUCAUGAGAGGUUCAGUCAUUUGUCUGACAUGACACAAUCUGGGGUUGGAGGUCACACCCCCCAACAGAUGCUCUCUCCACGAAGUAAUUUGUCGCGUCAUGACACAAGGCCUUAUUACAACCAUCCAGUAGAUUAUUUAGCGCUGCACGAAAAGGUCGCAAUGUUGCAGAACAGUAACCAAGAUUUGAUUGGUCAGUUGGAUGACCAAUCCCGGCGGCUGCACGAGCAAGAAAAAAUAGUUCAAGAUCUAAAGAAUCAUCUUGACACGUCGGAUAUUGUGACGUCAGAAGUGCAACAGGUGUUCACGCAUCAGUUGGCCAUGCUACAGACACAGCGAGACUUCCUCGAGAAGAAAAUCAAGGAGCAGCGAGGAAAGGAUACAGAGUUGGCAGACGUCUUGGGUGAUAAAUUGAUACUUGAGGAGACCCUACGACGAGAGAAGGAAUUAUUACGUCACAUUAUCCAUGAGAAAGAGGUGCAGGAGGUUGAGUUGAUGCGGUCGAAAUUAGUUGUGGAAGAGAAGGAAAGAGGGCAUCGGCGUCUGCAGUAUCUUCUGAAGGAGAAGGACAAAUUGGAGGCUGAUUUACUCCAGCAGAAGCAGACACUACAGGAUGAGUUGAAUAGUAUUGAAGGCAGCUUGAUCAGCCGCUCGGGGAGAAAUCGACAAGAGAGAGACCAGGCCUUGAAUGAUUGGCAGGCCCCGAAAGGUCCUCAUUACCGGACAUCAACGCCAUCGAAGGCACCAGUAUCCUUAGACAGUACGAUUCAGAGUCAGAGUGCAUUGGGUGGUGUUGUUCACAGUGCUGCUGGUGAUUUUGAUUAUCAGCAUAGUGUCCUGUCAGUGGACAGUACCAGGUCUGAUCAGGAACACGUUCGUCGCCUGCGAAGGUUACGGAUGGAGUCUGAACUAUGCAGUGAGCGUGCAGUUGAGAGACUAAAAUCACGCUAUGACGCUGUCCGUUUGAAUAAGGAACAUUCUACUAAUGUGCUACAGUGGCGAAAUUUGCGGCGACCACACAACACAUAUUCAUCGUUUUAGAUAGACCACUGAAUGGAGAGUAGAUUUUCGUGGGUAAACCCCAUGUUUUCAAGUGGGAAGUGGUUCAUUUUGGCUCCAAAAGGUAUCAUUUAUAUUUUCAUUUUGGAAUCUUAACAAAUGAUGGAGACAUUUCUCGUGUAAUUUUAGUAUUAAGAAUUUGUCAAGAUGGGCAGUUGGGUUUCGGUUCGUUAUUUCCAUGGUUUGACAUGGGACAGUGGUCCUUUAAUUUUUGUUGGUGGUGUUAAAUUCGGGAAGGAAAUGGACAUAUUGUGAGGAAAUAUAAAUUAUUUGUUCUUUCCAACACUUUCUUAGGCUGGGAUACAUCUUGCUUUAAACCUUAGAAAAUAUCUAUGCAUUUUCAGUAUUACUAUUAGCUACUUGUGUUCUAGGUCGGGUGUGUAACUGUAAAUAGGGUGGGGUUAUUACAUCUUCUUUAUCAAGGGGUCUGGUCACAUAUCGCAUCUUGAUCUCUGUUCGAGCAGAUCAACGAUUUCUAGGUUUUCUAAAUUGUAAUGUGGUGCCAUCUAAUGGCAGGUUUUGGACUUAUAAAGUCAAUCAUGUCAAUAUUGACAUAUCAUUACCAAGUUGAAGUUCGCUACUUGUUCUCGAUUCUACUUCUGAUCCUCAGCCACUUCCCGAUCCUCAAAGAGUUAAUGCCUUUGAGUUGUCAGAUGUAUAAUACUAUAAAUACGGUACCAAGUUUGAGCAAAUUUGCCUGCAUUAUAACUGCCCUUCGGCACUGUGUAUUUCCACUGUCCUGGCCAGCAGUAAAUACAAACAGUGUGCCCCUUGAAUGUUUUCGGGAAAAUGAAGGAGAAUUACAUCAUCUCUGUGGUAGUAUUGUAACCUAGCUUCAAGAAAGGCCCGCGGACAAAAUACCAAUAUUUAGUUCUAUGCAAUUUCUGGAAUAUGCUAUAUGUAGUGAUGAUUUCGAGUUGCAAUGUAAAUUAUGGAGAAGCGUGUAUGUUAUUUGAUGAAUAUUUAUUGUUGCCGAGAAAAGAUGUUUCUUUAAGUUUGUGGACCAAUAUGGAGUCCUAGUCAACACAGGGUGUCUGAAAAAGUUGCUGGAAGACAGGUUGAUGUUGGUCAAUUGUACCUCCUUUAAUUUUGUAUCUAUUCUGGAGCAUUUCAUCUAAAUAAUUACAUUAUCAUAUAAAACUUUUGUCGUAUUUUCUUUGGUAUGAAUGGGUUACAUGUAUGCGUGUGUCUAAUUUUCCAUGCUGAAGUGCUCAAUGUCUUUGACGGCUACUAUUUUGGGACUCCCUGUGUUGGCUGUGUAUCCUGCAUAAUGAUUGACAUGACUGCAACGGGAAGAAUCUGUAUUUUGGCAGUAUUGAGCAAGA